AUGCAGGAAAAAGACGCCUCCCCGUACGGUUUCCAGCCUCGCUUCCAACAUUUCGCCACGCAGGCCAUCCAUGUGGGCCAGGAACCCGAGCAAUGGACCUCCCAUGCUGUGGUGCCCCCCAUUUCACUGUCCACCACGUUCAAGCAAGAGGCUCCCGGCCAUCACUCGGGUUUUGAAUAUAGUCGUUCUGGAAACCCCACCAGGAAUUGCUUGGAAAAAGCAGUGGCAGCACUAGAUGGGGCCAAGUACAGUUUGGCCUUUGCUUCAGGUUUAGCAGCCACUGUGACUAUUACCCAUCUCUUAAAAGCAGGAGACCAAAUUAUUUGUAUGGAUGAUGUAUAUGGAGGUACAAACAGGUACUUCAGGCAGGUGGCAGCUGAAUUUGGAUUAAAGAUUUCUUUUGUUGAUUGUUCCAAAACCAAGUUGCUAGAGGCAGCCAUUACACCCGAAACCAAGCUUGUUUGGAUUGAAACCCCCACAAACCCUAACUUGAAGAUGAUUGACAUUGAAGCCUGUGCACAUACCGUCCAUAAACACGGCGACAUAAUUUUGGUCGUGGAUAACACUUUCAUGUCGGCGUAUUUCCAGCGGCCUUUGGCUCUGGGAGCUGAUAUUUGUAUGUAUUCAGCAACAAAAUACAUGAAUGGCCACAGUGAUGUUGUAAUGGGCUUAGUGUCUCUUAAUUCUGAGAGCCUCCAUGAUAGGCUCCGCUUCUUACAAAAUUCUCUUGGAGCAGUUCCAUCUCCUGUUGACUGUUACCUCUGCAAUCGAGGUCUGAAGACUCUACAGGUCCGAAUGGAGAAGCAUUUCGAAAAUGGGAUGGCAGUUGCUCGGUUUCUGGAAUCUAAUCCUAGGGUAGAAAAGGUUAUUUAUCCUGGACUGCCCUCUCAUCCCCAGCAUGAGCUGGCAAAGCGUCAGUGCACAGGCUGUCCAGGGAUGAUCACCUUUUAUAUUAAGGGCACUCUUCAACAUGCUGAGACUUUUCUCAAGAACCUAAAGUUAUUUACUCUGGCUGAGAGCUUGGGAGGAUACGAAAGUCUUGCUGAGCUUCCGGCAAUCAUGACCCAUGCAUCAGUGCCUAAGAGCGACAGAGAUGCCCUUGGAAUUAGUGACACACUGAUUCGCCUCUCUGUGGGCUUAGAGGAUAAAAAAGACAUACUUGAAGAUCUAGAUCAAGCUUUGAAGGCAGCACACCCUCCAAAGGCAGGUCAUAACUAG
This is a messenger RNA of Puma concolor (puma), 1218 nucleotides long. RefSeq names its product cystathionine gamma-lyase (gene CTH). Gene Ontology annotation, biological process: transsulfuration. Gene Ontology annotation, cellular component: cytoplasm. The record is from RefSeq and is a predicted model, not a curated record. Gene Ontology annotation, molecular function: cystathionine gamma-lyase activity; pyridoxal phosphate binding. Lineage: Eukaryota; Metazoa; Chordata; Mammalia; Carnivora; Felidae.